Schistosoma turkestanicum is the source of this 222-nucleotide messenger RNA. The record is from the annotation of a GenBank genome assembly. Lineage: Eukaryota; Metazoa; Platyhelminthes; Trematoda; Strigeidida; Schistosomatidae.
AUGGUUUGUAUUCCAUGCAUUGUAAUUCCGGUACUGUUGUGGAUAUUACAUCGUCUUCUACUUCCAGUUGUACACUAUUUCAUUCCAAGUUUAAAACCUAGUCCGGAGCCAAUUAAGGAAAAAUCGGAACAAUUGAAUGAUGUUACAGAAAAUAAUUUAACUGAUACUUGUCAGUCAUCGUCAUCAUCAUUAUCAACUCAAGUCAAGUCAAAAUGCGAGUGA